GUCUCCAUGGCGGCGGCGAGCACCGGGCCGUACCGGCGGGAGCGGAGCCUGGCGCUGCGGAGCAGCAGCUCGGCGCUGUACAACAACCUGGCCGUGCUGUGCGGCCCCGCCCGGGCCCCGGCCUUCGGAGCCGUGCACGGCAGCAGUCUCAGCCUGCUGGCCAGCGAGGGGCCCCCCCGGCAGCUGCAGGCCAGGGGAGGGGGCUCUGCCCUCAGCACGCCCCUGCUGACCCAGGCCGCGUGGUGCCAGCUGCCGGCGCGGGUGCUGCUGGUGCUCACGUCCCAGCGCGGGGUCCAGAUGUACGAGGCUGAUGGCUCCACCAUGGUGUUCUGGCACGCCCUGGAUGUCCCCGAGCUGCCGGCAGCACAUUCCAUGUUUGCCCGAGGCAUCGCCGCUGCUGGCGGCCGCUUCAUCUGCGUGGGGACGUCCUUUGGGGCCGUGCUGGUGUUUGACAUCCCCCCAAAAGGGACCAACGUGACGCUGAGCGAGGUCCUGGAGCAGCACCGGGAUCCCAUCACCGACAUCGCGGCCGAGCAGGGCCAGGCCCCGGACGGGGCUGGGGACCUGGUGACAGCCGAUGACUCCGGGACGCUCUGCCUCUGGAGCAGCGGGGAGGAGUUCACCCUGCUGGGGAAGAUCCCGGGAUCUGGCUGCAGCUGCUCCUCGGUGGCGCUGUGGAACGGGAUCGUGGCCGCGGGCUAUGGGAACGGGCAGAUCCGGCUGUGGGAGGCGGCGUCGGGGCGGAUCCGCGCCCAGGUCAGCGCCCACGCCCGCUGGAUCUACGCGCUCGACCUGGCACCGCUCAGCGGCAAGCUGCUCUCGGGUGCAGAGGAUUCCUUUGUCCACGUCUGGAAGCUCAGCAGGGACCCGGACACCGAUGACAUCGAGAUGCAGCACUGCCACGCCGAGUGUGUGACGGACACUCAGGUGUGCGGCGCCCGCUUCUGCGACCCCGCCGGGGACACCUUCGCUGUCACCGGCUACGACCUGAGCGAGAUCCUCUGCUACGGCGCCGCCUGAGCCGGGACUGCCGGGAUAACGGGAAUGCCGGCACGCCCCGGCGGCGCCGCCGGGGGAAGGGGCGAGCACAGACCCCCCUGCAGCUCCGGCCGGGAUCCCCCCCUGCCCGAAGCCCUCCCGAGGGCUGGGAGCUGCUCCGGCUGCAGCACCCCCGAGGGGAUCCUCCCAUGGCUCCCACCGGCUCCGGGAUCCUCCCGCGGCCUCCCGCCCUUCCCGGAGGGUGGCGUGGCUGGGAACAGAGCCGGCUCAGACGGGAGGAUCCCGGGAAACCUGUGCUACCUGCUGCUCCGGCCGGAGAGCCCAGCCCAGCGCCCCAGCGUGCAGCAUUGCCAGCCACGGCUGCUGGGGAGGGGAAAAAGGGGGGAGGGAGCCCAGGGGGACCUGGGGGAUCCUGCAUCCCAACCCCCCAGCAUCCCAAAUCCCCACGGGAUGCUGCAGUCCCAUGGCCACUGGCCAGAUGUUUGAGGCCCCAGCUGUGCUCCGGGGCUGGAAACAGCAGCAGCAGCUGCAGCGGGACCCCAGGGACGUCCCCAGGUCCCCUCCAGCCGCCCUGACUGUCCCUGACCCCCCCUUGGGAGCUGAGGUGACCCCAGCCUGUGCUCCCAGGGCCCUGCGAGGCCGGGAGGGGGGAAUGGGGGUCCAGCCCUGGAGCUGGGGGGGCUCACCUGGGACAGGCCCUAGAAACAACCCCCCCCACCCCUCCGGGGAUCUCCCCCACCCAUAAAUGACCCCCCCACCCCGUAUGUCCCACUCGUGUCCCCCCCAGUGUGUG
Molecule: messenger RNA, 1792 nt
Organism: Pyrgilauda ruficollis (rufous-necked snowfinch)
Lineage: Eukaryota; Metazoa; Chordata; Aves; Passeriformes; Passeridae
Gene: WDR54
Product: WD repeat domain 54
Exons: 10
Coding region: 7-1020 (337 amino acids)
Biological process (GO): cilium-dependent cell motility; sperm axoneme assembly; cilium assembly
Molecular function (GO): protein binding
Source: RefSeq, a predicted model, not a curated record